AUGGGUAAAACGGGUGAAGAUGGGGGAGGGGGGCUCCCACGGGUGGGGUUGUGGGCAUUGGGGGGCAAACGGACGCAGCUGGGUGAAGUGCAGGCGCCGGACACUUACAUACACACCAUUUCCCACUCCUCGGGGGGUCCAGCACCGCCAGGUAGCCCCCACGGGCAGCACGGCGAACCCCGCCAGGACCCGGGCACCGCCAUCACCCCGCCCAAGGUCGACGACAUGGCAGCAACAGAAGGACGGCGUAGGAGUGUUGUCUGGGACUAUUUCACCAAAUCUGCAGCAACAGGCAAAAAAACCUGCAAUACAUGCAAUGAAAGCCCCAGCACAGGAUCAGAUGUAAAAAAGAAUCAGAAUACCACAAACCUAUGGAACCAUCUUCAAAGCUGUCACAAGGCACUGUACACUGAAGCAAAAAAGAAGGAAGAAGAUGAAAAGAAGAGAAAGGCUGCCCCUGCAAGUAGUAAACCCAUUCAGGUGAACCUUCAGGACUCUCUUGAAUCACACAAAAAGUGGGACAAUUCACAUGACAGGUCUAGAGAAUUUGACAAAUUAAUCAUCGAGAUGAUUGUAACUGACAACGAACCUUUCAACAUUGCGGAGCAUCAUGGGUUUAGGCGACUGAUGGCAAAAGCUGAACCCAGGUACAUGCUGAAAACCGAAAAGUAUUAUCGUACAACUAUGCUUCCACCUCUUGCUGAAAAGGUCAACGCUAAGCUUAAAGCCCUGAUCCAACCACAGAAUGCUGGCCACUCACUCGCCUUCACUACAGAUUGCUGGUCUGGGGCAACAGAGUCAUUGAUGAGCCUUACAUGCCACUUCAUUGACAAUGACUGGAGGAGAAAGCAGGUGGUUUUAAACACCAAGGUGAUGUUAGAGUCUCACACACACCUUUAUCUGAAAGAAGUGUUCCUGGGCAUGCUUGAUUCCUGGGGGAUAGACCAUGAACGUGUCCUGCUUGUUCUGCGAGACAACGGAGCCAAUGUUGUAAAAGCGAUGAAGGUUGCUGAACUGCCAGACUUCAGCUGCACAGCACACACACUACAACUGGUGGUGCGUGAUGCCCUGCAAACUGAGAGAGCAGUUAUAGACGUCAUCGCCAUGCUGAAGGCCUGUGCGACCCAUUUCAACCACUCUAUCCUUGCCAAGAAACGUCUGAAGGCCAUUCAACAAGACCUUGGUAUUGAGCAACACAAUGUCAUCCAAGCAGUCCAAACAAGAUGGAACUCAGAGCUCCACAUGCUGCAAAGAAUGCUUGAGCAGAAGCGUGCCCUCAGCCUCUACGCCAGUGACCAUGGAGGGUUCACAAUUCCUGAAGCUCAUCAGUGGGAACUUGUAUCCAAUUUGAUUGUCACUCUCCUCCCAAUGGAGGAGGUUACUAAGGAUGUAAGCAGUUAUGACUCUUCUACUUCUUGCAGUAUUCCCAGUGUGACGGUACUGAAGAUGCUGCUUGAAGUCGAAGAUCCCAAUGGGAGAGGAAUCAGAACCCUCAGAGUGGCCAUGAGGGACAGCCUUGUUAGACGCUUCUCAAAACUGGAAGAAACCAAAGUUGUGGUGCUGGCAUGUCUCUUAGAUCCCCGCUUCAAGUCUCACGCCUUCUCCUCUGACACCACAUUGAGCAAAGCCAAAGAAUGGCUGAAGGAGGAUGUGCACGCAAUCGACGUUGCUGCUUCAGAAGAAUCGAGUGAAGACUCCGAGCAUGAGGACGUUGAACAGCAGGCUGCAGCACAUGGAGGUGAAAAUGAUGACCCUGGGCCCCAAAAAAAGCAACGGAUAGAUGACAUGUACCAGGUUCUGCUAGGACGGCAUGCGGUGGGUGGCCCAUUAGACGAAAACCUUGACGAAGAGCUGCAUCGCUACCUAAGAGAGCCAGUGAUUGACAGAAAAAAGGGUGAUCCUCUACAGUGGUGGAGGCAGAAUGAAAAACACUUCAAGCACCUUGCUCCACUCGCUAGAAGGUAUCUGACACCACCACCUUCCUCCGUACCGAGUGAGCGCGUCUUCAGUGAAGUUUCAGACAUACCUGCCAGGAUAGUGGUCUCCCUCAUAGUCCACAAGGACCCAUGUUCCGACUUUUAUGGUCUCUUCAGACUCCUCUGGAUCCCUGGCAUCUCAGUGUUGGAAGCCAAGUGGUCAAGUCAAAAGGUGAACGACAUGGAAGGGCACUCCCACAGGGUUUACUCUAAGAUUGUGAAGAUUUGGAAAAAGGACGCCCAACGGAAUUUGUCUCAAAGCCACUCCCGGAGCUGCUCGGCCAGAAGCUUAUCUGAAGCUUAUCAAAAUAAACAGAGCGCACCACAGUUUGAGACCGAAGCUUACAGCUUAAGUACGGCCAUCAUUGUGGCCAACGUCCACAAUGACUGCAACGUGAGUGACAUUGUCUGA
Cololabis saira (Pacific saury) is the source of this 2388-nucleotide messenger RNA. RefSeq names its product zinc finger BED domain-containing protein 4-like. NCBI's taxonomy places the organism in Eukaryota, Metazoa, Chordata, Actinopteri, Beloniformes, Belonidae. Bases 1 to 2388 code for a protein of 795 amino acids. The transcript has 5 exons. Gene Ontology annotation, molecular function: protein dimerization activity; DNA binding. The record is from RefSeq and is a predicted model, not a curated record.